Molecule: messenger RNA, 1137 nt
Organism: Cyanidioschyzon merolae strain 10D
Lineage: Eukaryota; Rhodophyta; Bangiophyceae; Cyanidiales; Cyanidiaceae
Product: similar to surfeit locus protein 4
Exons: 1
Coding region: 1-1137 (378 amino acids)
Cellular component (GO): membrane
Source: RefSeq, a predicted model, not a curated record
AUGGAAGGCAUUUAUCCCACCCAGGGGGGCGUUUAUGGAGGUCCGCGCUACGGAGCGCCGCACGGCGCUGUUCCAAGUGCGGAACAACAGCCUAUGUACGCUGGAGACGCGGCUGUUGGACCAAGUCCUGUGCAAUCGAGUUCGGGGCCUGGCUGGACUGGUGCUGCCGGUCCGGUAACCAGCGCUACCAGUGGCUCGCCACUACGAGGCGCUGCUGCCGCUGCCGUCCAAAACCUGUCGACGCACUUCGGUCGCUCGGGGCGAAUCGGGAAAGGUAGCAUUUCCAUGAUUACUCGCGUGCUCUUGGUUGCUACGUUUUUGGAGGACGCUUUGCGGGUGCUUUCAGAUCUUGGUGGCCAAGCGCGCUUUCUGCGGCACUUUUACGGGGUCCCCGUUUGGGCCGGCACCCUCUUCCUACUGGGUAUGGUGUGCCUCUCGGUGUCGGCGUCGCUGGCCAUUAUCGCAGCAGGGCGGGCACGCACCACUGGGAAAGCUUUCCAGCGCGAUCGGGCCUUGCUCUCACUGCAGGAGCGAGCGUCAUACGUGCUCAUCGUCCAUAUCCUCGUGCAACAGGCAUUGUACGGCAGGGACGCUCCGGCAACUGGGGGCAACGUGUCGUUUCUGGUUCGGAAUAUUUGCCUGGCUGGCUCGUUCCUCAUGGUUGCGGCGAAUGCACGUAUUAAAAAAGGCCUCAGCGCACUUCCCGGUGGACUUCUGGGCGGAUUCAGCCGCCCAGCUAGCAGUGGUACCGCUUCAGGAUCCGCCUUGCUGAGCUCCCAGAAAGUUUUCGAAUACAUGCAACUGACUGCACGCAUCAUGCUGGUGCUGUUACCCAUCGAUUUUCUAUCGUCCUUGGGAUUUUUAGGAACGCUGCUUGCAGUACCGGUCAUGGUUGCGGUUUUGGCUGGGUACCGGACACGCAUCAGCGGGUCCAUUCUGAUUGCGUUUUAUGCGGCACACAAUCUGCUGAUGUCGGCUUUCUGGAAGGUCAAUGAUCGUUCACCUUUUGGUCAGUAUGCGCGAGAUGUCAAACAGUAUGAAUUCGUACAGACGAUCAGCAUCAUGGCGGGGGUGCUCAUGCUCGUCUUCGAAGGGCCUGGUGCGCUCUCUUUCGACCAGCAACAGCGGGAGAUUUGA